GCUUCACACGUGCGCGCAAUGAGCCUCCCGAGCCAAGCGCGAGCAGAGCGGAGUGCGCGCGCCGCGUCUCCUGGACUUAUAAAACAAAAACAAGAGAAAAACAAUAAAAGCAGAGGGAGAGAUGGGACUCGAAAAAGAGAAAGCAGAGACAUGCGUCUUCAUGGAUGAAGAUGUGUUUCACAGCACGAUCGAGCCCAUUCUUAAAAAAAAGAAAGAGAAAGCGCGCGCGCCGCUACUGGACCGGGACCCUCGAGACAUUAACGCACACUUAAAGGUAGACUUUGAGGACGUGAUCGCCGAACCCAGCUCCGUGCACAGCCUGGACUCGGUGUGGAUCGGCAGCCACGCGCUGUUCGAGCUCAUAAAGUUCAGCUUUUACCGGGUCCUGACGACGCUGCUGGCGAUCCCGAUGGCCUUAGUGGCAGGCCUUGUUUUCGCCAUCCUCAGCUGCGUACAUAUUUGGGUGGUGAUGCCGCUGGUGCAGAGCUGCAUGAUGACGUUGCCCUCGGUCCAGGUGAUCUGGUCCAGCCUGAUGGACACGUUUGUGAGGCCGGUGUUGCGCAGCGCCGGCAGGUGUCUGUCUUCCAUCAGCAUCAAGAGCUGCAAAGCUGACGUGCUUUAAACGCUUUCGGACCAAUCCGUCGACUUGCACACGUGCUCCUUAUGAUGUGUUUUUGUUUGUGGAGGAGUUGGAGGAGAUCCCAGACCUGAUCAAUCACACCCGAGUCGUCUUCCUGCUCAGCUCGAUCACGUGUGUUUGCUUUGGCCUGGGAUCAAACGUACGCUUACACUAAAAACAACCUGGCUCUCCGGUGAGAUGACUGAACGUCUACGCAAUAUAAGGAAGCGUUUAUACACUAACAUCAAAUUUGUCUCUCCUGGUGGACAACAUCAUUAGGUCAAAUACUUUCACACGACUUUUAAUAUAUAUUUAAUAUAAAUAUGCGAUCGAGCUUUUGUAAUGUAUAUGAGAAGAGUUUUAUAUGUGUAUAGAAGUAUAGAGAUGCUUUUAAAAAGCCAACUUAGUACAGACUACUUCCUGUUUCCUGCCUCAGUUAAUAUUUAUACUUACACCAAAGCACUGCUGAAUUCUCAAAUCUGAUUGGUCAGAAAGUGUUGACUACUUUUACAUUAAUGCACUCGUUCUGAUACGUUAUCGUUUCUAUAGCAACAGCUCAUUCACACCGACUUGUACUGCGGCCGCUUCACGUAAACCGAUUAAAAAAUAAUCGUUGAUACGGUAAAGUUUUCUGUAAGGAGAUGGUUAUUUAACGUUUAUGGAAGGAGUCUCCAGUGCCAGCGCUCUGCAACAGUCAAACGUAAAGCUGGAACUUUAAGUUUUCUGAGGAGUUUAUGCUUUGUGUAAACAAGCUGCGUUUUUUUUUGUCUAAUUAACUUGAAGAGAGGGGAAUAAAGAGAGGCUGGUGAGGGAACGACAGCUUAUAGCAGCUAUAACGUAAGUACGAACAGGAACUAACUUGUUUUGCGGAUGUUCAGUAACUUUAAAUGUAACUAUAAAUGGAUAAAAACGAUGACAAUUCCUUCUUUCAUUAAAACAAAACAUUUUAAUUUAAUCGUUGGCAAAAUGCUGUGGUGCAAAAGGAAGAAGACACCUUGAGACAACUUAUACUAUAACAUAAUAUUUGCAGUAUUCACUAUCAAAGAUAUUAUUUUUCUGUGAUAUUUCUGAAAUUAAUGGUUUUAAUUAUUCUCACACGACUGUCAUAACAUUCCAAAAAAAAUAAUGUAAUGAUUUAUUUUAACCAGUACUGUAUUUUAUCUUCCAGUCUAUUUGCUUUGGAAAUAUGCACUUGAAAUACCGCCUGCUCUCGACUAUGUGUGUGUGUGUGUGUGUGUGUGUGUGUGUGUUUCAAUAGCCUCUCAGAAAGAAAGGACGGCUUGUUUGUGCAGUGGAACACGAAGCGUUCAGGUGUAUUUUUUUUUUCUCUCCUCCACCCUAUUCAAUGACGUAAUGUAGCAACAAUCCAGAGCGCAGCAGAGAACACCUCGGAGAGCAGGAGUCUCUCCGUUCACUAAAUAAAAGGUCGUUUUUUUGACGUGACACUCUUGUCGUUGUUCCUUUUUCUCAGCUGUGACUGAGAAAAACAUUACGCACUCUUUGUUUUUUCGCUGCAGGUGGCAAAGCUCCGUCAGUUAUGUGCUUAAACAAGGGCUUGUUAGCCGGAGGGGUGUUAGCAGCGUGAGGAGUGAGAGAGCGAUAGAGUAAAACGUAGCAUAGAGACGCUAUAGAUCAGCCUCGGGUUGUCUGCGUACGAGUGUGUACUGAAUAUUACACAGUGGAGGGGUGAUGAUGAAGGUGGAUUAACACUAUCUGGUCAUCUAAAUUUUUUGUUAUAUACAGUACACACUCAGGGAAAAUAGUAUGCUUAUUUGUUGUACCUUUAUUAUGUGUAUUUCACCUGGAAACGUGGAUGUAGUGAACAUUUAAAACUAGUUCCAGGUGCUACUUUGCGACACUAAAAGUUCCAAAAGGUGUACGCUUGAUAGUACCAUUCCAGCGCGAAAGAAAAAAGGACAGAGCACUCUUUUAUUCCUGAGAGUGUACUUUUAUAUUGCAUUUCACAUAUUGUAUAUAAAGAGUUUCCAUUUCCGUUCUGAGUGGAAAAAAAAAGUUGUCCACCCAUUCUAGCUGCUAUAACAUAAGUGCCAAUAGGAACAAACAUGUUUUGUGGAUGAUCCUCAACAUUAAAAGUAACUUUAAAUGGAUAGAAAGUAUGACAAUUCCUUCUUUCAUUAUUAUUUGUUUUUUUUUUUUGCAAAUUGCUGUGGUAUAAGAGGAAUAAGACACUUUGGAACAAUUUUGGCGUCUAUUCUUUUAUUCCUUACUUAUACUAUAAUACAAAAUUACAAGAAUUUUCACCAUCAAUGAUAUUAUUUUUCUGUGAUAUUUCUGAAAUUAAUGGUUAUAGUUAAUAUACAUUAAAAAAAAACGGUGUAAUGAUUUAUUUUAAUGAGAACUGUAUUUUAUUUUACAAUCAGUCUACAACCACGUCACAUGACCUGGUCACAUGCUAUUACUCUCCUGUCAAUCACACUGACCUUUUCUGUGUUUCCCCUUUAAUCAGUGUCCCAAACUUAUGUUACAAUAUUCCUUUGUCUUGUUGCUUAGUUGCUGUUGUAUGUUUCCUAGUUCUUGUUUUGCUCAGGCUGUGACUCUUGGUUUGACUUUGUAUGUUUUGUGUGUUUGUUAUAUAAUAAACUGUCCGCACUUGCAGAA
Pangasianodon hypophthalmus (striped catfish) is the source of this 3238-nucleotide messenger RNA. It is a transcript of the gene cav2, whose product is annotated as caveolin 2. The record is from RefSeq and is a predicted model, not a curated record. Gene Ontology annotation, biological process: caveola assembly; negative regulation of endothelial cell proliferation; insulin receptor signaling pathway. Lineage: Eukaryota; Metazoa; Chordata; Actinopteri; Siluriformes; Pangasiidae. The coding region runs from base 122 to 622 and encodes 166 amino acids. Gene Ontology annotation, molecular function: protein kinase binding; molecular adaptor activity. The transcript is spliced from 3 exons. Gene Ontology annotation, cellular component: caveola; Golgi apparatus; perinuclear region of cytoplasm.